Messenger RNA from Pomacea canaliculata, 1743 nucleotides. Its product is annotated as BRISC and BRCA1-A complex member 2-like. Gene Ontology annotation, biological process: double-strand break repair. Bases 32 to 1171 code for a protein of 379 amino acids. The transcript is spliced from 11 exons. The record is from RefSeq and is a predicted model, not a curated record. Lineage: Eukaryota; Metazoa; Mollusca; Gastropoda; Architaenioglossa; Ampullariidae. Gene Ontology annotation, cellular component: BRISC complex; BRCA1-A complex.
AAACUUAUAUUUACUUCGUGCUUGUAUUGCGAUGGAUGCAGAAGUGCGAUCGCUUGAUAACUUCGACCCCAAGAUCAGACAUUUCGUAGAGUAUGUAAUGCUUAAGGGGGAAAUCAGCAUGUUUCCUGGAAGCGUUAACAUUUAUGACGCACAUUCUGGAUGCCCAGCAGGAAUGAAUAAAGGACGACUUGACAGAUUCAAGAUGUCAAUACCCUAUGCUGGAAGAAGUGUUGCAUGGGAGAUCAUUUUUGACUGCACCAGACCUACAGAACCUCCAGACUUCAUUUUUGGGACUGAACAUGAAGACUUUCUCCCUCCAAUGAAUGAAAUAGAAAGUUUGCUUUACUGGGAUGCCAACAGACGUGAGUCACUUCAUCUGUUGAUCAAGGAGCUUCUCCUGUACUACAAGGAGCAUAAUAUACAAUGUGCUGGCACCAACAUCAGGCUGCAGCAAGAUAUCAUGUCCUUGUUGUGGCAAGCGAAUCUUAAGAAAGAUGACUUCGAGGUCUGGGCACCAAAAAUAGAGAACCGGCUUGGAAUUAUUCACAUCGUCACCAACCUGAACGUAGAUUUCUCACAGUUGCCAGCAUUCCUUGUGCAGGGUAAUCCUGGGCCAGACAGAGCUAUUCUUACCUUUUCCUACUCUUCACCUGAUUCUACUCGGAUCAGUCCAGAACUGCAUCUUUCUCCCAAAAUUGAGCAUGCUCUUGGAGGAUCCAGCUGUCUAAAGAUACCCUCAUUGACAAGUGGCACUUUGAUUGGAGACUAUGUUAUUUGCAUCCAGAAGCUGUUAAAAAAUAAGGUCACAGAUGUGAUAAGAGGUGUUGAGAAAAGGAAGGAGUACACAGCAGCCUUUCUCAGUCAUUUUGGCAGGUCUGUGCUAGAGUAUGAUCUCGAGACUUUCAGCACCAUGUCAUUCCUUUUUGAGUGGAAUGACUUUUUCUUUACCUUCACAGUAACUCUUCCACUUUAUUUCCCUGGUGACCAGCCACAAUUCCUGUUCCAGUCUGUGUAUCACGAAUCUAGGGGCAGGCCAUAUUUUCAAAUCGAUAAAGAUUUUCCAUACAGCCCUCGUUGGAGUGCCAAUGAAAUGGCAGUGCGUGCCAAAGCCCACAUUCUGGAAACCAUUGGCAAAUUCCAGCGAGCAUCAGUUCUAGCCAAGCAGAAAUGAGUGGAAACAAAAUAGAGUUGACCAACAGAGUUGUUUUUUUAUUUUGGUCACAAGGUUAGCUUAGUUCCAGCAUUACGUUUAAUUUUUUUUCACCAUGUUACAGCUGCCAGGGCUUUUUACAUCAGAAAUUUAUGGGCAUCCUGUUGUGUGUGGAAAGAUGUGAAUGCUGAUAUAAUGCAGCCGUUGGUUACAUCUGCUAUGACCUGUCAUUCAUAUUUAACAAUUCAAAACUUUUUAGGCCAUGAGCAUGUGGUAGUGAGUGCUGGCUGUUAUAUCUCAGCAUUGUCUCGAGGGCUGGGCCAUAAGAAACUAGAACUUGCCAGUAGUAGCCACCCUAAACCUUUCUGUACAUUAUGUUUGCAGCUUUAUUUAUUUUUAAGAUAAUAUCGAUGUCUUGUAUUUCAUGGAAGGCUUGUGUUCUUGGAUUGCAGAGUAUUUUAGCAAUGUGAAUGAUGAGUGGGCUAUAGUGUGUUGUAGAUGAAUGGGGAGUAUGUUAAGGUGUACUGAGUGAUUGAUAAUGGAGUUGUGUGCUGCACGCAGCACUGUAUUGAGUGAAAAAUAAUUGAAGAGUA